Schistocerca americana (American grasshopper) is the source of this 9459-nucleotide messenger RNA. RefSeq names its product kinesin-like protein KIF13A (gene Khc-73). Gene Ontology annotation, molecular function: microtubule binding; ATP binding; microtubule motor activity. Gene Ontology annotation, cellular component: kinesin complex; microtubule. The transcript is spliced from 36 exons. The coding region runs from base 1 to 6000 and encodes 1999 amino acids. Gene Ontology annotation, biological process: microtubule-based movement; cytoskeleton-dependent intracellular transport. Lineage: Eukaryota; Metazoa; Arthropoda; Insecta; Orthoptera; Acrididae. The record is from RefSeq and is a predicted model, not a curated record.
AUGGCGGCAGCUGCAAGCACGAAACAACCCAAGUCUUUCGCGUUCGACCACUGCUUCUACUCGCUGGACAAGGAUGACGCCAACUUCGCGAGUCAGGAGAUCGUGUUCGACUGCCUGGGCCGCGACAUCCUGGACAACGCCUUCCAGGGCUACAACGCAUGCAUCUUCGCCUACGGCCAGACGGGGUCAGGAAAAUCAUAUACCAUGAUGGGAAGCCAAGAUAGCAAGGGCAUAAUUCCAAGACUGUGUGAUUCACUCUUUGACCAGAUUUCCAGACAACAGAGCCCUGAGCUGUCGUAUAAAGUGGAAGUAAGCUAUAUGGAAAUUUACAAUGAGAAGGUUCAUGAUCUACUUGACCCAAAAACGAAUAAGCAGUCAUUGAAAGUUAGGGAACACAAUGUUUUAGGUCCUUAUGUUGAUGGCCUUUCGCAGUUAGCUGUCACAUCAUUUCAGGACAUCGAUAACCUAAUGGCAGAAGGCAACAAGUCACGCACAGUUGCAGCUACCAAUAUGAAUAGUGAAUCUUCGCGGUCGCAUGCAGUGUUUUCGGUGGUUUUGACACAGACACUGACAGAUGCAAAAAGUGGUGUUUCAGGGGAGAAAGUGAGUCGAAUGUCUUUAGUGGACUUGGCAGGUAGUGAGAGGGCUGUGAAGACUGGUGCUGUUGGAGAUCGUCUUAAAGAAGGAUCGAACAUCAACAAAUCUCUAACUACCCUGGGUUUAGUCAUCUCGAAAUUGGCUGACCAGGCGAUGGGUAAAAAUAAGGAUAAAUUUGUUCCGUACAGAGAUUCUGUGCUCACGUGGUUGCUCAAGGAUAAUUUGGGAGGCAAUAGCAAAACUGUGAUGGUAGCAACAGUAUCACCUGCUGCUGAUAACUAUGAAGAAACGUUGUCAACAUUAAGGUAUGCUGACAGAGCAAAGCGAAUUGUCAAUCAUGCUGUUGUGAAUGAAGAUCCCAAUGCUCGAAUCAUAAGAGAGCUGAGGCAAGAAGUAGAAGCAUUGAAAGAGAUGCUGAAACAUGCAACAGGCUCCGAAGGUUUUAAAGAUCAAAGAAUAAAUCUGCAUGAAAAACUAAGUGAAAGUGAGAAGCUUAUGAAAGAAAUGUCGCAGACGUGGGAGGAGAAACUACAGAAGACAGAACGCUUACAACAAGAGCGCCAGCAGGCAUUAGAGAAAAUGGGUAUUAGCGUGCAAGCAUCUGGUAUCAAGGUGGAGAAAAACAAAUAUUACCUUGUAAACCUGAAUGCUGAUCCAUCACUUAAUGAAUUGUUGGUUUACUACCUAAAGGAACGUACCCUUGUUGGGGGUCGAGAUGCCCCAUCAGAACAAGAUAUACAGCUGUCAGGUUUAGGUAUACAGCCAGAGCACUGUGUGAUUACAAUUGAAGAUGGUGGUCUUUUUAUGGAGCCCAUUAAUAACGCCCGCUCAUAUGUCAACGGUUACCCUGUAACUGAAAAAACACCUCUUCAUCAUGGAGACAGAAUACUGUGGGGCAAUCACCAUUUUUUCAGGGUCAAUUGUCCGAAGUCUUCAGCCAUGUCGGAACCACAGACACCUGCACAAACAAUUGACUACAACUUUGCAAGAGAGGAACUUAUGCUGAAUGAACUGAGUAAUGAUCCUAUACAGACCGCCAUUGCAAGAUUAGAAAAGCAGCAUGAGGAGGACAAGCAAGUUGCUCUGGAAAAACAACGACAAGAAUAUGAAAGACAGUUUCAACAGCUGAGGAAUAUUUUGUCCCCCUCAACGCCAUAUUCGCCAUAUGUACCUUUUGACCCAUUCCGCCUAGGAAAAAUAACACCAUGUACUCCUACAACACAAAUGAGAGUAGAAAGAUGGGCACAGGAAAGGGAUGAAAUGUUCAAGCGCAGCCUUGGACAGCUCAAGGCUGACAUACUAAGAGCCAAUUCUCUGGUUAAAGAAGCAAAUUUCUUAGCAGAAGAAAUGGGACGACAGACAACAUUCAGUGUCACACUUCAGAUUCCUCCAGCCAAUCUAAGUCCUAAUCGUAAGCGAGGCUCUUUCGUAAGUGAGCCAGCAAUACUUGUGAAACGUAAGAAGCAAGGCAGUCAGGUAUGGUCUAUGGAGAAGCUGGAAAACAAACUCAUUGAUAUGCGAGAACUGUAUGAAGAAAAGAAGGAGAAGGGGCUCCCUCUGGAGGAUGUUCCAGCAAAAGGUCUUGAUCCUUUUUAUGAAUCUCAGGAAAAUCACAACUUGAUUGGUGUUGCAAAUAUAUUUCUGGAAGUUCUUUUCCAUGAUGUAAAAUUGGACUAUCAUACACCCAUUAUUAGUCAACAAGGAGAAGUUGCAGGUCGUUUGCAGGUUGAACUUAGUCGUGUUGCUGGAUCAUUUCCACAGGAUCGAACAGCAGAAGCUGCGUCAGAAAGUUCUGGUGACAGUGGAAAGGAUGAAGAAGAAAUUCCUUCCAGUAGUCAAGUUACUUGCAGGGUAACUAUCAAGCAAGCAACAGGUCUACCUCUUUCUCUUUCAAAUUUUGUAUUCUGUCAGUAUGUGUUCUGGAAUCAUCCAGAAGCUAUUGUUGUACCACCAGUGGUAGACCCAGAAUAUCCUGCAGCAUGUUCAUCAGGCAAUGCAUCUAUGACCUUCAAAUUUGAUCAUACAAAGGAUUUUGUGGUGCCUGUUACAGAGGAAUUUUUGGAACAUUGUUCAGAAGGAGCAUUGUCUAUUGAAGUGUGGGGUCAUCGCUGUGCUGGUUUUACCCGUUCAAAGGAUGGUUGGGAGGUGGAGCAACAGCAGCUUGCAAAAGCACGAUCUCUAGCAGACAGGUGGAGUGAACUAACUCGGAAGAUAGAACUUUGGGUAGAAAUCCAGGAACUAAAUGAACAAGGGGAAUACUCAUCAGUGGAAGUGUCAGCCCGACCAGACCUGCUGACUGGUGGUGUGUAUCAGCUCCGCCAAGGCCAGCAGCGACGCAUUCGGGUGCAAGUCAAACCCGUCCAGAACUCGGGAACAUUGCCCAUCAUUUGUCAGUCCAUUGUCAGUAUUGCAGUUGGAAGUGUAUCUAUUAGGUCACGUCUCCAGAAACCAUUAGACUCAUACCAAGAAGAGGACCUUUCCAUCCUCAGAGAAAAAUGGAGUGAUGCCUUGAUGAGGAGGCGGCAAUACCUAGACCAACAGAUACAGAAGUUGAUAAAUAAACAAGACAAAACAGAGCAAGACCUCGAAAGAGAGCAGAGUCUGGUAGACCAGUGGGUGAGCCUGACAGAGGAACGUAAUGCUGUCCUUGUGCCUGCACCAGGCUCUGGGAUACCAGGAGCCCCAGCAGAUUGGGAGCCGCCUCCUGGGAUGGAACCACAUGUGCCUGUUCUCUUCCUGGAUCUCAAUGCUGAUGAUCUAUCUGUACAUCAAUCUGGGGAAGAUGUUUCAAUUACUGGAGCAAAUUCAAUUCUACCAAAGGAACACGGCAACAAAUUCUAUAACUUACCUAUAAUUAAACAUGAAGAAAAAGAUGUUUGUGCUGUAGCAGCAUGGGACUCAUCCAUCCAUGACAGCUUGCACUUAAAUAAAGUUACAGAAGCCAAUGAAAGGGUUUAUCUGAUACUGAAAACAACUGUCAGACUGUCUCAUCCAGCAACUAUGGAUUUAGUUCUUAGGAAGAGACUUGCUUUGAAUAUAUACAAGCGACAAAGCAUAACUGACAGGAUACGAAAAAAGAUUGUUCGAACAGACUGCCUGACACAGAGUGGUGUCACAUAUGAGAUUGUAUCAAACAUUCCAAAGGCAAGUGAAGAACUGGAAGAUCGUGAAUCGCUAGCACAGAUUGCUGCUUCUGGUGAAGAGACAUCAAUGAGUGAUGGAGAAACAUACAUAGAGAAAUAUACUAAAGGAGUAAGUGCAGUGGAGAGUAUCUUGACUCUAGACCGUUUGCGCCAGAAUGUUGCUGUGAAAGAGCUGCUGCAAGCACAGGGUCAGACACACAUGAGGAAAACAGCUAGUGUACCAAACUUCUCGCAGAUUAUGCGGUUCGAUAGCAGUUCCGACGUGGGUGGAGUCGCAAGGUCUGAGAGUGUUACAGACCUUAACUUGGAGCAUCUGAACAAUUCUAUGCACAGGGAAAGCAGAGGACGCCCUUCAACAUCUCCUGGUUUUGCAAAAGCCAAUUCAGCAGAUGGUGAUAUGAUAACAACACCAACAAAACCAUUUGGACUGAGCUCCAUCCUCUCAGCUCGCCCUACAUUCCUCAAUCUGAACCUGAACCUCAACUCUCUUCGCCUGCAGCCGGCCGGGCCCAAACCAUCUCCCAACCUUGCAGCCACGAAGCUCGGUCUCCGAAUGACGACACUCCAUGAGGAGCAGUGCAGCCACUCAGCUACAAGCAAAGAUGCCGCGACAGUCCAGCAGAAAUGUUCGAGUGCUCCCAAGUCUAAUACGAGUUCAAAAGCAGAGCUGGCAGACCCAGAUGGCAUUUACAGUGAUCCUGAAUUUUCUGAGUCAGAGUCUUAUCAAAGUUCUGGUCAACAUACAAGACCAAAUUACUUGGUAAAAUCUGGUUUACCUAGUUCAAGAACACUGGACUCCUUAGCAGAACUUCAGUCAACAAAGAUGAGUACUCCAAGUGCAUCUUCUAGUGGAUAUGGAUCUCAGGCUGUCUCCUACACGAAUCUUACUAGUGAAGAUUCUAUGUCUGUACGGAGUAUUAGUGUUGAUGAGACUCCAGAUGUGGAAACACGACCGCUGGCUAUUGCUGAAUUACACCCUGUUGCUGAAGCCAAUUACCAUGAAGAAGAGAUAGAGAACUAUGGAAAUAUCUCUGAGAGGCAAGAAAUUGUUGAAAACAGGAUGAGCUGUUCCACUGAAGCCGAAGCUGAAGGAGAAGUAAUUCCUUGGAAAUCUACUGAAGCAGCCAACAAAGGAAAUGAAUCAGUGCAGGCUGUUUCAGAGAUUCCUGUGGAAAGUGAUACUCAGAAUGUCCAGCCUUCUGUUGCGAACAUACCUGAUAGAAGUUCUUUAAGUUUGGAUUUGAAAAAUAGCCACACGAGUGAAAAAGAAUUGUCUGAGAGCAAGGAACUGAAAGAGGAGCCCCAUAACAUCGAAAAUUCCAUUCCGAAAGACAGUGAAUGUAACAUUGAUUCGGAAAGUGAUGUUAGUAGGUUAUCCAGUGAUCAGAUAUCAGAAAGUGAUACUGUUCAACAUCAAACUCAUGAACUUCAACCAGGAAGUGUUUGUGAUUCUGCAGACAUUGUGGAUGAACUGACAGGAGGUGCGGAUACAAUAAAUCUGACCAAAGCUGUUUCUUCACAUUCUCCUGCAACACCAAACUCAGGCGAUGACUCACCAUCAGAAGGAAGCUCAGUUGUCCACACCCGUUUACCUCCAGGGAAAGUUGUCAGAAGACGUAAAACAACUUCAAAGAAUGCAGUUUCAACUCAGCACCGUGCUUCCUUUCCCAUGGCCCGUCCAGCAAUGUCUGACAGCAAGGCUGCUUAUAAAUUGGAACAGAGGCUCCAAAACUUGGCACUUGGACACAAUGGAGUGUCAAGCCCACACAGCACAUCUUCAGAAAGACUUCCACAUGAAGAUGAUGGUGAUGCUGGAAGUUCAUUUGGAUCACGUCGUGAUCUAAACAGAAUUUCAGAUGCACCCAUACCUGAAUGGGUUGUAGUAGGUGAGAGUGUCCUUAUUCGACCCUAUAACUCUUCAGGUGUUGUUGCCUAUGUAGGCGGAACUGAAUUUGCGCAAGGAACAUGGGUAGGCGUGGCUCUGGAUGCCCCAACAGGAAAGAAUGAUGGUACUGUGCAGGGUGUGCGGUAUUUCACUUGCAAACCAAAGUGUGGAAUUUUUGUACGAGCAGAUAAAUUAAUACAAGAUCGACGAGGCCGUGCCAUGAGGACUGGAAAUCGACAAUCUGAAUCGGCUCCACCUAGUGGUUCAAUGAAGAGAAGCAGCAGUAGAGGUGAAGGCCUGUCCACCUUACAUCGAUCCCGUAGCCGUGGUGAAGGUAUGAGCACAGUGGGUACUCGAACCACAACGAGGAAGUAACUGCCAGCAGCAGCCUGCUGUGCUGAGAUUUUAUCGCACAGUCUUGUUGGUUAUUUGUCCAGCCAAAUGGCCAUCAACUUUCACUCCAAACUAAAUUCACUCUGAGCACAGAUUACUGUAUAAGUAUCUUACUUGUAGAAUAUGAGUGUAUAUUUUGAGACCGGAGGCUCAACAGUCUGUGUAAUUUCAGAUUUAGAGCUAUCUGUUAUUUAUUGUAGGCUUACCUGUUAUUUAGUGUAUAAAACAAAAAUUCUUUCACUAAAUUCUUUGUUCAUUUCCACUUUGUUCUGAAACUAUUAUAUAAUUGCCAAGUAGUGAGAAACAGAUGAUGACCUGGAGCUUUUUUUUUUUUGUUUUUGUUUACAUUUUACUUCUAAAUAAGUAUCUCAAACCUUGUAGAAACAGGGCAAAUGCUGAUCCUGAGCCACUGAUGAUACUGCAAUACAAUUUCCCUCCAUUUUUAUAGUUAUGUGCCACUGGUAUUAAGAUUUUUUUAAAGUACUGUGCAUAUUUAUUUGCAGUUCUCUGUUUUGUGCAGUAGAUGAACUUGAAAAGCAAUGUUUUCAUAAGUCAUCUGGAUUAUUGGAGUAGAUUGUGAUUUUCUUUCUAAGGACACAAAAGCUGCUUGCAGGUAUUAAUGCACUGUAUCCAUUCCCACUGUUGCUAAACAGCAAUGUCACCAGUUCUGAGUAUUUCUGUAUUGUGUCAGGUAGUUUUAAAUGAAGUUCAAGCAAUCACUCAGUGUAGUAUGGCCUCAGAGAUGUGGCCAUUUUGUACUGUUGUAAUAAUAUAACUGAAAGUGCAACAAAUCAGUGGCAAUUGCAUUAUUUUGCAAUACACCAUUCCAUGAAUAAUGCUUCUACAGUAUUUUCCAGUAGCCAUAUAGCACGUAAUAACAAAAAAAAAGAAGGAAGAUGUGAGAGGUGCACUAUACUGGUUGAGUUUGACUGAUUUUUUUGUCCCUUUUUUAUUAAUGUGGUAUGUGUGUGUGUUUUUUUAAAGAGGAAGAAUGUAAUUUUAUUUUGGGUGCACAAUUGUUACAAGUAAUGAGAAAUGCUUGUGGAUGGGUAGAUCACAGUGGAAAUCAUGAGGUAUUGAGAUUUUGUGUUAGCAAUAGCUAUUAAUUCAUCUUUUGGUACAAAUAUUUUACAAGAUCAAAACAGGAAAAUUUUGAAUAUCUGCAAAAUUACUGAAGAAUAGAAAAUGUCAAGUAAGUUAUUUAUUAAUUUAAAAAGUUUUUAGUUUAACAAAGAGAUAAAUAAUUACUUAAACUCUGUGAUGAAAGAAGGGCAACACACAAGCAUAAUUUGCUGUGAUAUUCAGUAAACUAUUAUACUGCUUUAUUUCGCAAAAAUUACAUACUAGCAGGUAUGCUGAAAUAGUUAACAUGCUGCAUAGUUUGUUAAUUAAUGCCAGUUACCUGAGCAGCAAGUUUUGAAAUGCCAACAGAUCAGUGUCAUUCCAAGUAACUACUUUCAUUUAAGUAGUGGAAUUACGUAUUUGUAUAACUCCAAGCAUUCCUUAAUUCAAUUCUGCAGCUUAAAAUUUAAGUAAUCAGAAAUUUGUAGCUGCUCAUGUGUGCUGAUAGCAACAACUUAAUAUUUUUCCUUAUUCGUUAUUUAUGCCAUGGAUAGAUGCAUUAUCAACUUUCAUAUUACAAUUUUAGGAGAAUAAAUUUACAGCAAUAACUGUAUGGUUAUAAAUGAUUUGCUCAUCAUGUCACCAUGGUAACAGCCAGAUUUGUAGUGAAACAUGCAUUCAACAAUAGCAGAAGAACAAAUAAACAAUUUACAACAGCAGAACAUCUUAAAAGUAAAAAAAAAAACAAUGUCAAAAUCAAAACUACCAGUAUAAUGGUGGAAAAAAUAUGCUUUUUGGACAUCACAUGGUUGACAAAUGCAUAUUAAGCUGCUGCCAAUUGAUUAAUUGAUCUAUUUCAGUUUAGCAUAUAAACAGAAUUUCAUUGUGCAGUUUCAAAAUGUAUGUGUCCUUGUAUCAGGGAAUUUUACUUUCGCAUCACAUCUCUGAGGAAUAUAUUUAUUCACAGUGGAUUACAUAUUGUAAACUUUAUGUUCAGAACUGAAAUAUUGUUAACAAGAGGGUGUAUUUUAUUAAAAUGUAGUAAUAUUUUAUACCUGAUGAUUUCCUAACUUACUUCUGCAAAAAGUCAGAAAGCUGGGGGAGAGAGAUGUUACAGACAGCAGUUACAUGUUGACUUAUUAUGAGGUCUUUGCACUGGCAAAUCACGUAGUGAUUUCCCGCACUGCUGUUUUGUUCUGAAAAUCUGUAACAUGUAAAACAGUAUUGAACACUGGAGAAAACACACAGCUGUAAAGGACAUUUCCAGUAUCUAUGUUGCAUAGAGUAACUGUAAAAAUUAUAUUUGUAUAAAGAAACAUUUUGCACAUAAUAUUAACUGUAAAAAUAUUUUUUCAUAAGUAUAAAUUGCCAAAAGUUACUGUUGCUCUCCUUCUCUCUAUCUCUCUCUCUCCAUUAACAUUGAUACACACAUUGGACAUCCAUAUUAGACAGUGCACACUUUAUUCACUGGUGCAUAUAUGAAACCCCCUCCUGAAGCAUUCUUAUACUUGUGAUAACAGAAGGUAUGGAGAAAGUCUCCAAACAUUUUGUCCAAUGUAAAGCUGUCCACAGACUUAAUGUAAAUUUUAGGUGUAAGGAAAGAAAAUUCUCCAAAAACAGACAUAAUAUUUGCAUUAACAAUAUUUUACCAUAAUCCAUCCUAGAAAUUUUGUCCAUUUCACUAAUACCGUUCCAGUUUUAGAAACAUUGCCAGAAAUCAAUUUAAAUGUUUAAGAAACUAUAUUAAAGAGAGGCAUUCCUACUGUGUUUAUUGUGAAUAAAGCAUUUUGUAUCUUCUUGGUACAAAACUUGUAUUUGCCAUACUUUCAUAACAAUAAGGGACAAUUUGUUGAAGAGGGCCCACAACUGUAAUGAUGUGUGCUUUCAAACUGCUUCAUUUUAACUGUUCUGAAGAGGCUUGACCCAGUCCCUGAAUGUACUUGUAUGGCAGAUUUUCAACAUUAUAGCGAGGAUAAGGGGAGGUGAAUUAUUUAUUGAAAAAAAUGUUUUUCUGCUGCAUUCUUACCAGAAAACAGCAUUUUGUUUGUAAAUAAACAUUUUGUCUUUCAUUAAUCAGGGAAAAAUGAUUGUGUUUUAUUUUGCAACUUUAUGCUACAUACACAUGCAGUAUUUAACUAAAAUUGACUGGUUGCAUCCUAUUUAUUUAUAAUAUUUACAUUUAUUACGUGAAUCAAAUUUUGUGGAAUAGGAACUGUCAGUUUUAAAAGUAAUAAUGAUCUCUUGUUCUGAUGUUUUACUUUCGUAGUUUUAUAUUAUGUAUCUUCAGUGAUUGAUGGCUGUUGAGUUGUCACUGUUAUGUUGAAAUGUCAGGUAUUUUAUUUUUUAUUGCAAUAAAAUUGUGCAGAUUUGUUUAUGAAA